Drosophila suzukii is the source of this 1300-nucleotide messenger RNA. NCBI's taxonomy places the organism in Eukaryota, Metazoa, Arthropoda, Insecta, Diptera, Drosophilidae. The record is from RefSeq and is a predicted model, not a curated record.
AUUUAAGAAUUUAUUGGCUGUGUUAUCGAUAGAAAGGUUUAGUGUGGCCAUACGGGCAGAAUUUAUGAAGAUUUUCUUUUUGACGCGAGCAGCGCCACUCGCACGCUUUUGUUCAAAUCUUGUCCAGUUUUUGGAGUGCGAGGAUGACUUCACAUAAUUGUGUUUUACAUUGCUAUCACAAGCUGCUGCAGGAAAGGGCAGCUCGGCAGGAAGAAGGACAACCCCAGAACGUGGUACCCCGGCAGUCUUCUUCGCCACAACAGCAGGUGCCUUCUGAGCGAAACCGUCAAGGUGAUCACCCAUAUGCUCGUGUCUCCAUUGCACCGCCGACUGUCCAACAAGUUGAUCCGCCAAUUGCCCAACCCCAGCAGGAGCUAUCCCAUUCUCCACCAGCAAUGCGAGUGGGCCCUUUGAAUCCCCAGCAAGUGGCUCACGUUCCACCACAUCAGGGAGAGUCAUCCCAACAACAGGCCAAACCGAGAGUUGUAGGCCAACAGCAGGCCAGAUCGAACGUCCAAGUUUCUCCAAUGAUUCAGGAGGAAGUUUCUCAUUCACGUGCCAAAAAGAGCGAUAUAGUUUCGCCACCAGGACCAAGUCAGCAAAAGAAAUCCCAACCACACGCGCGAUGGGAUUUAAAUGAUAUAUAUGAAAAACAGAAGCGUUUGGCAAUCAAGUCUGAACCGAUGCGUUAUGAAGUUGGCAUCCGCAUGGGAGAGGUGGCCCAGAAACGGUAUGGGCAACGCCAGGAGAAGGGACCACCAAAAAAACUGACUAGGUAUGAGAAUCCUUUGGUUUUCGAGGAAUCAAGAAAAGAUACUCUGAUUGGGUUGUGGAAGCAUAUUGCUCGGAAUAUUAAGAGAGGAGUGUAUAAUUUGAAGCCGGUGAAGAAGGGUCAGUGCCCCACCUGCCGCCGCAGUGUGAGUUGCGGCCUGGCCCCCCACCAGGCUAUUUGUCGUCCGGAAAUGUACACACUUGGAUGCCCCUGUGGAUAUCUUUGCUCGACAAUCGGAAGUCUUAACGGUCAUCAAGCGACCUGCGACUUAUAUUUGGAGAAAUUCGCCUUCGCAGGUGGCCGUGCUUUUUUUUCCAUACAUAAGUGAAAAAUAUAGGACGGGCCCGCUCUUUGAUAAUAUUCCAGACUGAUUAUCCCGAAUAUAUUAACAACUUAUUAAAAUCAUACUUUACUAUAUAUUGGGAACAAAUUUAAUGAAAAUAAAAGAAAAUUAAAGAAAUUUAAGACGUCUUUAUAAACAGUUUAGGAAAGUUCCCAUUUCAGUUCAGUACAAAUUACAAGAAUUGU